AAUUGAUCUGCGUUGGUUUGGAUGAUCUCGACAUGUUAAAUUGCCGGUCUUCCCACACCCAUUUGUAAAUGUACAUGACCACAGAUUGAGCUUCUUCCGAUCGUCACGGUCGUGGUACAAGGGAGGAUCGGACUCAUGGCUGCACUCGCGGGCAUUGCGGAACCUGUAACAAUCAGCUACAACGAUCUAAUCAACGCUAAAGACACGCUGGUGGAUCCGAUAUCUAGAGCCUUUGGCUCCAACGAGGAUGCCUUGGGGAUUAUAGUGGUCAAUCAACUCCCCCCAGAAUAUCCCUCGCUUAGAGGAAGACUUUUGAAGCUCGCGCAUAAAUUUGGCUCCUUGGAUGAAUUAGUCAGAAGCAAGUACUCUGAUCCUCUGUCUAACUAUAGCUUCGGCUGGUCCUGGGGAAAAGAGAUCAUGAACGGAGCUCCAGACACCCUGAAAGGGUCGUACUAUGCAAACAUCAGCAUCCCAGGGCCAGAAAGUGCAAUCAAUGAGGACCUGCGCAAAAGUUACAGGGAGUACUAUGGGGAUAAUAUCUGGCCGUCUCAAGAACCUGGGCUGGAGGCAUUGGAAGAAGCUUUCGUAUCUUUGGGCAGAUUCAUACUCGAUAUCGGGUGCGACCUUGCCACCGCUUGCCAGCCAUUUGUUUCAUCUCAGCUUCGAGACAACUCCGUCACCUUGUCAGAAAUGAUCAAAACUUCACCGAUUACGAAAGCUCGGCUGUUGCAUUACUUCCCUCCGCCCAAUACCUCGACGACUCCAGACGAUGAACCAGUUGAUAGUUGGUGUGGCUUCCAUAAGGACCAUUCUCUGAUCACUGGUCUUUGUUCUGCUAUGUAUUUGUCCAGACCCUCGGACUGCCCGGCUCAGCCGAUAAUCGUGCCAUCCCCAAGUCCAUCCUCGGGUUUAUAUAUUAAGACUCGCGGAGGGGACCUUCGCAGAGUCGCUAUCCCAGCCGAUGCACUUGCUUUCCAGAUAGGGGAAGCGCUCGAGUUGGCGACCGAUGGCAACCUCCGUGCUACGCCUCACUGCGUGCGGGUGGGGGGAGGAUCGAAUGCGAUUUCACGCGAGACUUUUGCGCUCUUCAUGCAACCGGAUGUUCGACGUCAGAUUUCUACGAAGGAGACGUUCGGAGAGUUCAGUAAGCGAGUGUUUGCUGAGCAUUACCAGGGCAUCAUGUAAAAUAUAAUUAAGUUAUAGAUGGGUGACAGAUUCGCACAUGUUGUACAACGACAUUACAAAUAUAUCCCGUCUAAGUGGAAAGUAAAUUACAUAUCU
Molecule: messenger RNA, 1281 nt
Organism: Cantharellus anzutake
Lineage: Eukaryota; Fungi; Basidiomycota; Agaricomycetes; Cantharellales; Hydnaceae
Product: Clavaminate synthase-like protein
Exons: 6
Coding region: 136-1185 (349 amino acids)
Source: RefSeq, a predicted model, not a curated record